GCUGGCAUCUCCUUGGCGAUAGCGCAGGAGCGAGCGGCGGACUCUGCGGUGCGACCGUGGACGCAGGCACAGGCAGGCCGAUCCGUCACGGGGCUUCAGCGUGCGAUUUGCGACUUGCUGCAGGAGCGAGACCAGCGCAGCCCUGAAAGCCGAAUGCGAGCCAAGCUUGAGCAGUGGGUGGUCCCACUAUUUCCCCGGCUACGUGCGCAACGUGCCGUGGCGAUGCUGCGGCGACUGACGGCCCUGGUGCCCCCUCGCACGACAGCAGCAGUCAUCCGCACUCUUUGGUCAGGAUGGCGCACCAGCCGCCGAUUUGGCUGCAGAAGGGCUUGCUUGUACUGCGGGAUGGAGGACGGCGGCUCGGUGGAGCACGCUUCAGUAUGCGGUGCCCUGGCACGAUUUGGUGCAAGGUAUCUACGUCUUCCGUACGUCUCGGAGGUUGGGCCGCGGCGUCUCUCUUUCUUGUUGCUGGGGCCGCCGUCGGAGCUCACAGCUAUGCGCUUGACGCUGGGGGCCUCGCUGGUGGCUGCGGCGUACCGCUUGCAUUGCCGCUUUCGCAACCAGCGAGCGGAGCUGCGCGGGGAGGAAGCAGUUCGCCGAGCUUUGGAGCAGGCAGUCAAGGAAGCCGUCCAGGGCAACCACGGCGCCACCACCAUCUUCGACGCAAGGUGGACGUGA
Prorocentrum cordatum is the source of this 678-nucleotide messenger RNA. The record is from the annotation of a GenBank genome assembly. NCBI's taxonomy places the organism in Eukaryota, Dinophyceae, Prorocentrales, Prorocentraceae.